This is a messenger RNA of Dipodomys ordii (Ord's kangaroo rat), 2674 nucleotides long. It is a transcript of the gene Lonp2, whose product is annotated as lon peptidase 2, peroxisomal. The transcript is spliced from 18 exons. Gene Ontology annotation, biological process: protein quality control for misfolded or incompletely synthesized proteins; protein targeting to peroxisome; protein processing. Bases 121 to 2601 code for a protein of 826 amino acids. Gene Ontology annotation, molecular function: serine-type endopeptidase activity; ATP hydrolysis activity; ATP-dependent peptidase activity. Lineage: Eukaryota; Metazoa; Chordata; Mammalia; Rodentia; Heteromyidae. The record is from RefSeq and is a predicted model, not a curated record. Gene Ontology annotation, cellular component: peroxisomal matrix.
UAACUGGGGGGCGGAAAGGGGCGGUGUGGCGGCGGCCGCGCGGCGCUCGGAUUCUGCUCGUCCCGUCGCGGCUGUCUGAUCCGCUCCGCCUGACGAUUCUGAGCGCCGACUUCCGUCGCCAUGUCGUCCGUGAGCCCUAUUCAGAUUCCCAGCCGCCUCCCGCUGCUGCUGACCCACGAGGGCGUGCUGCUGCCGGGCUCCACCAUGCGCACCAGCGUGGACACGGCCCGCAACCUGCAGCUGGUGCGGGGCCGCUUGCUGAAGGGCACGUCCCUGCAGAGCACCAUCCUGGGCGUCAUCCCCAACACGCCCGACCCGGCCAGCGACGCGCAGGACCUGCCGCCCCUGCACAGGAUUGGGACAGCUGCCCUGGCAGUUCAAGUUGUGGGCAGUAACUGGCCCAAGCCCCAUUACACUUUGCUGAUUACAGGCCUAUGCCGAUUCCAGAUUGUCCAGGUCUUAAAGGAGAAGCCCUAUCCUGUUGCUGAAGUGGAACAGUUAGACCGGCUUGAAGAAUUUCCCAACACCUGCAAAACUAGGGAGGAACUAGGAGAGCUGUCAGAACAAUUUUACAAAUAUGCAGUACAGUUGGUUGAAAUGUUGGAUAUGUCUGUUCCUGCAGUGGCUAAAUUGAGACGCCUUUUAGAUAGUCUUCCAAGAGAAGCUUUGCCAGAUAUUCUGACUUCAAUUAUCCGAACAAGCAACAAAGAAAAACUCCAGAUUUUAGAUGCUGUGAGCCUGGAAGAGCGGUUCAAGAUGACCAUCCCACUACUUGUCAGACAAAUCGAGGGCCUGAAAUUGCUUCAGAAAACCAGAAAACCCAAGCAAGAUGAUGAUAAGCGAGUUAUAGCAAUACGUCCUAUUAGAAGGAUUACACAUAUCCCUGGUAUUUUAGAAGAUGAAGAUGAGGAUGAAGAUAAUGAUGACAUCGUCAUGCUAGAAAAAAAAAUAAAAACAUCCAAUAUGCCAGAACAGGCCCAUAAAGUCUGUGUCAAAGAGAUAAAAAGACUCAAAAAAAUGCCUCAGUCGAUGCCAGAGUAUGCUCUGACUAGAAAUUAUUUGGAACUCAUGGUGGAACUUCCUUGGAAUAAAAGUACAACUGAUCGCCUGGACAUUAGGGCAGCUAGGAUUCUUCUGGAUAAUGAUCAUUAUGCCAUGGAAAAAUUGAAGAAAAGAGUUCUGGAAUAUUUGGCUGUUAGACAGCUGAAAAACAACCUGAAGGGUCCAAUUCUGUGCUUUGUUGGUCCUCCUGGAGUUGGCAAAACAAGUGUGGGAAGAUCUGUGGCCAAGACUCUAGGUCGAGAGUUCCACAGGAUUGCACUUGGAGGAGUGUGUGAUCAGUCGGAUAUUCGAGGACAUAGGCGCACCUAUGUUGGCAGUAUGCCUGGUCGCAUAAUCAAUGGCUUGAAGACUGUUGGAGUUAACAACCCAGUGUUCCUGUUAGAUGAAGUUGACAAGUUGGGGAAAAGUCUACAAGGUGAUCCUGCAGCUGCUCUGCUUGAGGUGUUGGAUCCUGAACAGAACCAUAACUUCACAGAUCAUUAUCUGAAUGUGGCCUUUGACCUUUCCCAAGUUCUUUUUAUAGCUACUGCCAAUACUACUGCUACUAUUCCACCUGCCUUGUUGGAUAGAAUGGAGAUCAUUCAGGUUCCAGGGUAUACACAGGAGGAGAAGAUUGAGAUUGCCCAUAGACACUUGAUCCCGAAGCAGCUGGAGCAGCACGGGCUGACUCCGCAGCAGAUCCAAAUCCCUCAGGCUACCACUCUUGCCAUCAUCACCAGGUAUACCAGAGAAGCAGGGGUUCGUUCUCUGGAUAGAAAAUUUGGGGCCAUAUGCCGAGCGGUUGCUGUGAAGGUCGCAGAAGGACAGCCCAAGGAAGCCAAGCUGGAUCGUUCUGAUGUGACUGAGGGAGAAGGUUUUAGAGAUCACAUCUUAGAAAAAGCCAUCAUCAGUCUCAUAAUUUUUCUUCUUUCUUCCAAGGUAUCUGAGCGUUUGAGUCAACCAGGAGUGGCAAUAGGUUUAGCUUGGACUCCAUUAGGCGGGAAAAUCAUGUUCGUAGAGGCAAGUCGAAUGGAUGGAGAAGGCCAGUUGACACUGACUGGCCAGCUAGGUGAUGUCAUGAAGGAGUCUGCUCACCUUGCUAUUAGCUGGCUUCGCAGCAAUGCAAAGAAAUACCACCUGACCAACGCCUUUGGAAGUUUUGAUCUUCUUGACAACACAGACAUCCAUCUGCACUUCCCAGCUGGAGCUGUCACAAAAGAUGGACCAUCUGCUGGUGUUACCAUAGUAACCUGUCUCGCCUCACUUUUUAGUGGGCGGCUGGUACGUUCAGAUGUAGCCAUGACUGGAGAAAUUACUCUGAGAGGCCUUGUUCUUCCAGUAGGUGGAAUUAAAGAUAAAGUGCUGGCCGCCCACCGAGCAGGACUGAAGCAAAUCAUCAUUCCUCAAAGGAACGAAAAAGACCUUGAAGAAAUCCCAAGCAAUGUGAAGCAGGAUUUAAGUUUUGUCACAGCAAGCUGCCUAGAUGACGUUCUUAAUGCCGCCUUUGAUGGUGGCUUUACUGUCAAGACCAGACCUGGUCUCAUCAAUAGCAAACUGUAAACCUAAAUCUCAAGCUGUUAGAAUUUUAAGCUAUGAAGUGCUAAAAGAUACUGACAAGGUUUGUCUUAUUCAU